This is a messenger RNA of Syngnathoides biaculeatus (alligator pipefish), 2139 nucleotides long. Its product is annotated as poly(rC)-binding protein 2-like. Gene Ontology annotation, molecular function: single-stranded DNA binding; mRNA binding. Gene Ontology annotation, cellular component: cytoplasm; nucleus; nucleoplasm. Gene Ontology annotation, biological process: regulation of gene expression; regulation of RNA metabolic process. The coding region runs from base 245 to 1225 and encodes 326 amino acids. The record is from RefSeq and is a predicted model, not a curated record. Lineage: Eukaryota; Metazoa; Chordata; Actinopteri; Syngnathiformes; Syngnathidae. The transcript is spliced from 13 exons.
UGUUGUUGUCUUUGUGUAAAGGAGUGGAGCUCGAUCUCACAUCACUGUUCCCUCUUCCCCCCCGAGUCCUUUCGAAACUCUUCCCCCCUGGGUUUCUACCCUCCCGAACCUCUCCCCUUCUACCCUCACAACCCCAACCCGUCCCCCGGUCACCUUCCAGCCUCCGACCCGGAUCAUCUCUGUGACCAAAGGCCCCCUCGCCCCCAAGUUCACAACAGAAGACCAACGUACGUGAGCUACAGCUAUGGACUCCGGUGUGAUUGAAGGAGGGCUCAAUGUCACCCUUACCAUAAGGCUGCUCAUGCAUGGCAAGGAAGUUGGCAGUAUCAUUGGAAAGAAAGGUGAAUCUGUGAAGAAGAUGAGAGAAGAGAGCGGGGCACGCAUCAACAUCUCAGAGGGCAACUGUCCCGAGAGGAUCAUCACUUUAGCCGGGCCGACCAUCGCCAUCUUCAAAGCCUUCUCCAUGAUAAUUGAUAAACUGGAAGAGGACAUCAGCAGCUCAAUGACAAACAGCACAGCCACCAGCAAACCCCCAGUGACUCUUCGCAUCGUGGUGCCCGCCAGCCAAUGUGGCUCCCUCAUUGGCAAAGGUGGCUGCAAGAUUAAAGAAAUCCGAGAGUCAACCAGUGCUCAGGUCCAAGUGGCAGGUGACAUGCUGCCCAACUCCACGGAGCGCGCCAUCAGCAUAGCUGGCACGCCCCAGUCUAUUAUCGAGUGUGUCAAGCAGAUCUGUGUGGUCAUGCUUGAGUCUCCCCCGAAAGGCGUCACAAUUCCCUACCGACCCAAACCUUCAGGAUCCCCUGUCAUUUUCGCAGGCGGACAGGCGUAUGCCGUACAAGGACAACACGCCAUUCCACAGCCAGAUUCUUCCUCUGCUGCUAUCUCUCCACAGCUCACCAAGCUUCAUCAGCUGGCUAUGCAGCAGAGCCCCUUCCCCAUUGCACACAGCAACCAGGGAUUCACUGGGAUCGACACUUCAGCUCAGACCAGUUCUAAUGAGAUGAAAAUUCCAAACGAGCUCAUCGGCUGCAUCAUCGGCCGUCAGGGAGCUAAGAUCAACGAGAUCAGACAAAUGUCAGGUGCCCAGAUCAAGAUUGCAAACCCGGUGGACGGUUCCACCGACCGACAGGUGACCAUCACCGGCUCGCCUGCCAGCAUCAGCUUAGCAGAGUACCUCAUCAAUGCCAGGCUUUCCUCGGAGGCCACCGGACUGCCAGCCAACUGAUGAGACCCUCUGGUCUACACAACAUCUCACCACCACGACCACCAUCGACAACAACAACAAAAAAGCUAUAUUACACCUAUAUAACAUCUUCCUUCCUAUGUUAGCGUCACUUCAUCCACAGCCUCCAGGACUAUUUAUUUUUUGUUUUAGUCCAUCCCUGAACUAGUAUUUUAAUACCCUGUUUUUUGGGAGAUGGGGUUUUAAAUCAGUUGAGAUUUAUUAUUUUUGUUUUUUUUUUUAAAAAAUAUAUUUUUGUCUUGAAACGUUUUUCCAGCUUCUAUGUUUCAAUGCAGCAACAGAGGAAGAUUUAGAUUUAGUUGUGUACAGCGUAGGUUUCUUUGGAGAUAAAAAAAAAGACACAAAUAAAGGAUCAAAAAGAAGAAUAGAGUCACUCUUUUAUUCCCCUAAAAAUGUAUUUUGUUACACGUCAGAGUAGUUAAACACACAUACACACAGAGACGGUCACUAAUGCGUCAUUGGCAUGUUCCCUCCCUUUUCUUGUCAUUCCCCUCCUCGGGAUACUGUUUUAUUUUUUGUCGGGCUGGGAGUUGUUUUUUUUUCUCUUUAGGGUUUUAGAGGGGGGAAAGGUUUUUUCUUGUAAAAACUGCUCUAUACUAAAAAAAAAAAAAAAAAAAAAAAACCAAGAAGUUGGAAUAUUUGUUUUAAAUGGAAGGUUUUUUUUUCUUAAUUACCAAAGGACGGGAGGGCCACUCACAAGAAAUCAAAAUGAAGACAAAGAAGGAGGUUGUAAGCUAACAUUAGUUUCUUGCUCUUUGCUUUGCUCAGUUAUUGAUUUUCAUUAAUUGCAGGUGAAAGGACAUUUGUGCACGUUAUUCUUUUCUGAGACUAGCUCUUGGGUGCCACAAAUUUGUUAAAAAAAUAAAAUAAAGAUGUGAAAUGCUCUAAACACACUA